AAUGCUUUGUGCGUCUUUGUUUUGCAUUAUAGCCAAGUUAAAAUAAAAACCACUGCAGUUGGAUUCAGAUUAGCCUACUUUUUAAAAUGUCCAGCCUUCGGACAGCUUGGCAACAGCAGCUACGUACAGUGUGUAGCAGCACCCAGAAGCGAACAAAGCGACCCGGAAGCGCUGAACCAAUUGGAGGCAGGCAGAAAGAAUACCAAUCUUUAAUAAUAAAGCAAGACAAAAUCUGCAAUCGGGACAUCAGGAUGGCUGAGCCUCGGUUCAACAACCCCUACUUCUGGCCUCCGCCUCCCUCCAUGCCUGGCCAGCUGGAUAACCUGGUGCUCAUCAACAAGAUCAAGGAGCAGCUGAUGGCUGAGAAGAUCCGACCCCUACACCUGCCACCCAACUCAGCCCCCUCCCAGCAAACCCUGCUGGUGGCUUCCUCCCCCUCGGACGGGGGGCAGCAGCAGCACGGCAUGCCCAAGCACCAGCAGGGGCAGCACCACCCUCAGGGCUCGGUCCAGCAGCCUGACAUCGCCCUGCACGCCCGCCCAGCCUCCAGCUCUGUGCCAGUUAGAUCAGUUAAUUUUAUUACCUUCAAUGUCGAUGAUGCAGACGUGAAUAUGGAUGACAAGUCAGCAGUGAAGGCCAAAGGACUGUGGGAUGAGUGGCACAUGCGACAGAUCGUCGAGCAGCCCUCUAGAGUUAACCAUCGGUCAGUCUUCAUGUGCCCAUACACAGGUCUGGCCCCGUCGUCCCGGCCGGACGGCCACAGCACUUCCGAGGCCCUCACGCCCACCACACCCACCUCUAGCAGCCAGAACCGACUGGGAGGGGCCCCAUCGGUCAACAUCAUCUCCGGGCUGGCCAGUGGGCCUGGCAUGGAGCAGAUGAAGAGCGGGGGCCUGGCCGGACUCCUCGGCCCUCCACCCAAGACACCCCGCGGGCGGAAGAAGAUCAAAGCGGAGAGCGGAGGGCCUCUUCUGGUGGUGCCCUACCCUAUCAUGGCCUCUGGCGCAGACCAGGGCUGCAUCACCUUCCCUGCCAAAGAGGGCAAAACCUACAGAUGCAAAGUGUGUCCGCUUACCUUCUUGUCCAAGUCGGAGAUGCAGAUCCACUCCAAGUCCCACACGGAGGCCAAACCCCACAAGUGUCCCCACUGCUCCAAGUCCUUUGCCAACGCGUCCUACCUGGCACAACACCUCCGCAUUCACCUGGGCAUCAAGCCUUACCACUGCUCCUACUGUGAGAACUCCUUCCGUCAGCUCUCGCACCUGCAGCAGCACACCAGAAUCCACACUGGUGACAGACCCUAUAAAUGCGCGGCCCCUGGAUGUGAAAAGGCCUUUACCCAGCUCUCUAACCUCCAGUCUCACCAGAGGCAGCACAACAAGGACAAGCCGUACAAAUGUCCCAACUGCUACCGUGCCUACUCAGAUUCAGCAUCGUUACAGAUCCACCUGUCUACGCACGCCAUCAAAAACGCUAAGGCCUACUGCUGCAGUAUGUGUGGCCGGGCAUACACCUCAGAAACCUACCUUAUGAAGCACAUGUCCAAACAUACAGUGGUUGAGCACCUAGUGAGCCACCAGUCUCCCCAGAGGACAGAGUCCCCCAGUAUCCCAAUACGCAUCUCCCUCAUCUGAGCUCUCCACCCACACAGCAUUACUGUAUGUUGUUGUAUUAAUUGUCUAUGUAAGGCUGUAGUUUAGGGACCCUGCAUAUAAGGCCAUUGACACAAGGCCUAUAUACGGUGCCUUUGGAAAGUAUUCAGACCCCUUGACUUUUUCCACAUUUUGUUACGUUACAGCCUUAUUCUAAAAUUGAUUUUUAAUAAAAAUCCUCAGCAAUCUACACACAAUACCGCAUAAUGACAAAUUGAAUACAGGUUUUUUGAAUUUGUAGCAAAAAAAAAAAAUUUGGGGAAAAAAAAGAAAUACCUUAUUUACAUUCAAACCCUUUACUAUGAGACUCAAAGUAAUUUAUGGUAGAGUGGCCAGAAGGAAGCCACUCCUCAGUAAAAGGCACAUGACAGCCUGCUUGGAGUUUGCCAAAAGGCACCUAAAGAUUCUCAGACAAUGAGAAACAAGAUUCUCUGAUCUGAUGAAACCAAGAUUGAACUCUUUGGCCUAAAUGCCAAGCGUCACAUCUGGAGUAAACCUUGCACCAUCCAUACGGUGAAGCAUGGUGGUGGCAGCAUCAUGCUGUGGGGAUGUUUUUCAGCGGCAGGGACUGGGAGAUUAGUCAGGAUCUAGGCAAAGAUGAACAGAGCAAAGUAUAGAGAGAUCCCAGGUGAAAACCUGCACCAGAGCGCUCAGGACCUCAGACUGGGGCGAAGGUUCACCUUCCAACAGGAGAAAGACCCUAAGCACACAGCCAAGACAACGCAGGAGAGGCUUCGGGACAAGUCUCAAUGUCCUUGAGUGGCCCAUCCAAAACCUGGACUCAUCUGACCUGAUAAUAGCUGUGCAGAAACGCUCCUCAUCCAACUUGACAGAGCUUGAGAGGAUCUGUAAAGAAUGGGAGAAACUCCCCAAGUACAGGUGUGCCAAGCUUGUAGCAUCAUACCCAAGAAGACUUGAUGCUGUAAUCGCUGCCAAAGGUGCUUCAACACAGUACUGAGUAAAGGGUCUGAAUACUUAUGUAAAUGUGAUAUUUCAGUUUUUUUGCAAAAAUGUCUAAAAAACAGUUUUUGCUUUGUCUUUAUGGGGAAUUUUGUGUCGAUUUUUGAAUAAGGCUAUAUCGUAACAAAAUGUGGAAAAAGUCCAGGGGUCUGAAUACUUUCCGAAAACACUGUAUGCAUCUCGACACCUGACAUUCAUUUCCAAACCCCUCGUUCUAUUUUGACACAGAUUGGGUCGGUUAAAUGAAAACGAACACAUUCUUUGCAAAGGUUUAUGUCAAUGGAAACAAAUGUCGGAUAAUGUCUCGCGUCAAAUAAAACUGAGCACUUACAAA
This is a messenger RNA of Salmo salar (Atlantic salmon), 2946 nucleotides long. Its product is annotated as zinc finger protein 362. NCBI's taxonomy places the organism in Eukaryota, Metazoa, Chordata, Actinopteri, Salmoniformes, Salmonidae. Gene Ontology annotation, cellular component: nucleus. Gene Ontology annotation, molecular function: RNA polymerase II cis-regulatory region sequence-specific DNA binding; DNA-binding transcription factor activity, RNA polymerase II-specific. The record is from RefSeq and is a predicted model, not a curated record. Gene Ontology annotation, biological process: embryonic hindgut morphogenesis; embryonic pattern specification; regulation of transcription by RNA polymerase II.